Aphis gossypii (cotton aphid) is the source of this 3253-nucleotide messenger RNA. Its product is annotated as transcription factor Sox-9-B-like. Lineage: Eukaryota; Metazoa; Arthropoda; Insecta; Hemiptera; Aphididae. Gene Ontology annotation, molecular function: DNA-binding transcription factor activity, RNA polymerase II-specific; RNA polymerase II cis-regulatory region sequence-specific DNA binding. The record is from RefSeq and is a predicted model, not a curated record. The transcript has 5 exons. The coding region runs from base 199 to 1236 and encodes 345 amino acids. Gene Ontology annotation, biological process: regulation of transcription by RNA polymerase II. Gene Ontology annotation, cellular component: nucleus.
AGAUCCACGAUAAGAUCUAUACUAGACAAGAGGACAGGAUCUUCAUCAAACAGUACAUAGCCUCGUCUAGUUUGUGUUAGUUCGAUCAACUCGACGGAUUGUUUAAUUUUUUUUCCAAUACUUCGUUGUCUAUAUUAGAAGCAUAUCACUCCCCCAACUCGCUUUUUAAUUUAUUAUAUUUUAUUUCUUAUAAGUAUAAUGAACUGUUUGGUAAAUUCACCCGGUCCAUCCGGUAAACCAGUGGUCACUAUUACGGCUAGUGCAGCAGCGAGCGUAACAGCCGCAGCUAAGGCGGCGAUGAAUAACGCAUUAAAAGACAACGAGCAAAUUAAUGACGCUGUGAGCAAAGUUUUGGGUGGAUACGAUUGGACUCUAGUGCCGGUUCCUGCCAAACCACCUACAGAGAAGAAAAAUUAUCAUGUAAAGAGACCAAUGAAUGCUUUUAUGGUGUGGGCUCAAGCUGCACGCCGUAAACUUGCCGAUCAGUAUCCACAGCUGCAUAACGCCGAGCUCAGUAAAACGCUAGGGAAAUUAUGGAGACUAACGAGUGGAGAUGAUAAACAACCGUUCAUUGAAGAGGCUGAAAAACUGCGAGUGCUUCAUAAGAACAGAUAUCCUGAUUAUAAAUAUCAACCACGUCGACGCAAGGUAGCUAAAGGAAUAUCCAAGAUACAGGACAAAACAAAGCAUGUUAAAUCUGAACCGAACGAUUCUCAGUAUCAACAACAUUUAAAACAUGACGUGUCAAAGGAUUGUAACAGCACCACUAGUAAUCGUCCGAUUAAACAAGAAAUGAUUCCUGCUAGCUCAUCAUCGACUAGUAGUAGUAGUCCAUCCGGUUCACCACCAGAACCACUGACUCCUCCUACUACUCCAAACUAUUAUCCAGCCAAACCCAAAAACGGUUAUUGCAACACUGCGCAUACUAUUUGUUAUGGUGAAUCGGGCGAAUCUGCGAUAGAUUACAGUCUAGAAUUUGGUCGUAUGGACGAUCUACCGGCGGUGGAGAGUAUCGGAGCUGACAUGGUGGACAGUUCGGAACUGGAUCAGUACCUAACGAUGGGCAACCAAUACCCGUCCACAUCGAGCAGUUGUGUUGACCCUGCAGAACAAUAUUAUUAUCACGCCAGGUAUCACGAAAUGCAACCGAAUACGGCUAAGCAACAUUUUUCGGUUCAUCAAACGUCUUACCAGCCGUCUUAUCAGUACGUCGUCAACAACUGCUACAAUAACUAACUUCAAUAUUUAUAACAUAAUAUAUAUAUAUUAUAUUUAGUAUUUAUUUUAAUAUGCAGGUACUAUUAUAUUAUUAUGUGUAUUUUUUCUCAGGUAUACUCAAAGAAUAUUUUUUAGAUGUUAGUCGGUAAAAAUUGUAAACGUUAUACAUAUAUUAUAUUAUAGUCACCAUAUAGUGCAUGACGUAUAUUAUCUUCCUGUAUCCAUAAUAACCGAUUAUUGGUAUGACUGAUAUUAUAAUAAUGAGAAAUAAUUUUUUAAGCGGCUAAAAAAAAAAAAAUAAUAAUAUUAAUUAUAAAAACAAUAUUUUUAUCAAUAUCAAAUAUGCGUGUAAGUAUAUAUAUAUAUAUAUAUAGUAUAUAUAUAUACUUACCUAACAACGUUAUAUUUUAUUAUCUACUUGAUUGUAAUAUAUACGAGUAAGUUGCGACUAAAACGUUUGUAUUCAAAUAGAAUUUUAAAUAUUAGGUAAUUAAAAUAUUUGUAUCAAGUUAUUUUUAUAUUUUAUUUUCAUCAAAAAUUAAAUAUCACCGACGUUCACACGGACAAUUUCGAUAAUCUCAUUAGUUCCAAUAAUGGGUCUCCUACGCACUAAAUAUUUAGAUAAGGGCGAAGUCUUGAAAUUAUUCAAGGGCUGUGGGAGUUUUUAUGUAUGAGAACAUUUUUUAUAUACAAUGAUCAUUAACUACAUAUUAACUAUAUCAUACAUGAGUUUCACUGUUGUCUAAUGAUAACAUGCAUGCUUAUAAAUUAUAAUAUUAUUCAUUGCUUUUAAUAAACUAUUAAUUAUUUUUCACAUUGAUAAAAAUGAUUAUUUUUGUAUAAUUUUAUUUAGUUUGAUUUUUAUGGGAAUUAAAAAAAAUAAUACCAUUAAUUUAUCAACAUUAUAAAAAUUUAAUAUUUAAUAUUAUUAUAUUACAUGUAUAUGAAAUGUAUGAAAAAUAUUAAUAUAUAUUGUAUAUAGUGCAGCGGUUCUCAGCCUUAAUGUAAUACCUACACGUCAUUUUAAAAAUGUGCACGUAUCACUUGAGUACCACUAAGUAUAUAAUGCUUAAUUUAUAUUAUAAAUAUUAAUAAUAAUUCUAAUUUUUUUUCUUAAAGUCAUGAACCAUUUAUAAGCUUUUUUGCGUAGUGCGUACUACCGGUUAAGAGACGUUGGUAUAUAUAUAUUAUAUAUAUAUACAUAUUAUAGGCACGGUAAACAUUAACUAUCAACACUAGACGUAUAUUAUGAAACUUUAAAAGUUAUGUUUGAAAAUUACUCUAGAAGAAAAAUAAUUUAAACAAUAUGUAUAAAAAAUGAAAUGCUAUUAGGAAACCUGGUAACAAAUUUGUAAACAUUAUUUUUAUUAUUACUUAUUGCCUAUGUACAACAAAUAUAAAUUUAAAUGCGUGGUUUAUUUAUUAUAUUUUAAUGAUUGUUAGUUAUGAUAUGAUUUUUAUUUAAAAACUGCAGAAUUUUGCGUCAUUCGGUGACCCAUUUAUAGAUUUCAAGCCCAUUUCAAUAUACAACUCAUAUCUUUUUCAGUAAAGAUAAUAAUUAUUAUAUUAUAAAGGGAUAAGCUAAACAUUACUAAUUAAUUACAACCACUAAUUCGAAUUUCUAUCAGACUUCUUGACUUGCUAAUAAUCCCAAAUUCCUCUUGUAUAAUACAUAAUAUUCAAAUAAAUAGCUUGUUAUAUGCAUUAAUAUAUUAGCAAAAACACGACCCAUAAUUUUUUUUAUUCGUAAAUAUUCGUGUUUAUUACGAAUUCCUGUGUAUGGUGGAUCUUAAAUUCUUGAGUUGGCACUUAAAUUUACAAUAAAUACUUUUAUUAAUUUUACAAUGUAUAUUUUAAUUUCAUGUAUUAGUUUAUAGUUUAUUAAUAUUUUAAGUUAAUAUACAUUACUUUUGACAUAGCUAUUAAGAUUAUUAUUAUUAUUACAUAUUUAAUUUAUUUAAUACGCUUAUAAAAUAAUACAUUUAUUAUAUAUAUUUAAAUUUAUAUAUUUUUUUAAGAUAACACUUAAACAUUU